CCUCGUUUGAAGUAACAAGCUACGAGCAUGCGCAAUCACUUAAGCCAGAAAGAGCUUUCGUCCCAACUUUUCGAAACUGCUCCAAGUUGCAGGAAAGUCGAAGGGAAUAACCAUGAAUUACUUAAAUAAGCACAAGGAGUUGAUUCCACUUUUUGCUGUCACUGGUAUAGGCAUGGUAGGAGCUGGAUAUUAUCUUGCAAGAUUAGCCUUAAAAUGUCCUGAUGUGAGUUGGGAUAGGAAAAACAACCAACAUCCAUGGCUCAAGAUAAAAUCAGGAGAAAGCAUCAAGUUCUUUCAACACAAAGACAUAACCAAAGUUAUGGAUCACAUGCAGGCCCGCCCAGAGGAGGUUAAAAAUAUAUGAAGCAAAAAUGAAAUUGUAAAAAGACAUUUGUUACAACAGUUUUAAGGAGCAGAAAGUUUUAGAAAGCAGUGGUGUGUGACCCUGUUAUGUCAGUUAAUUUUUUGUCAUUGUUGAAAUUUUUCAACAAUGGCAUUCAAGUGAAUUCAAUAAAUUGUCUUGAUGA
This is a messenger RNA of Rhopilema esculentum, 527 nucleotides long. Its product is annotated as cytochrome c oxidase subunit FA4. NCBI's taxonomy places the organism in Eukaryota, Metazoa, Cnidaria, Scyphozoa, Rhizostomeae, Rhizostomatidae. Gene Ontology annotation, cellular component: respiratory chain complex IV. The record is from RefSeq and is a predicted model, not a curated record.